This is a messenger RNA of Mycosarcoma maydis (corn smut), 342 nucleotides long. RefSeq lists its product as uncharacterized. Bases 1 to 342 code for a protein of 113 amino acids. Lineage: Eukaryota; Fungi; Basidiomycota; Ustilaginomycetes; Ustilaginales. The transcript has a single exon. The record is from RefSeq and is a predicted model, not a curated record.
AUGUUCUGUACCGUACAGUACACUGAAACAUUCACAGCCUUAGAUGGCACCUAUCUGCUGCUCAAGAUCUAUUUGACCACUUUACGCGCGCUCUGUGUGACAACGGAUGUACAAAGGCCAUACAAAGGGAGCUAUUGGCGAGGUCCAGUUCACUGGCGUCUGCCUUGGCGCACGAGUGGCAAGUCGGAAGGCCUCGAUGGCCUGAUCCCUGUAUUUGUCGAUCAUCGUGAGCAGCCCUUAGACCCUGCUUCUCGCCUCGGCCAUCCUAGCCUUCCAGCGGCCAAUGGAGAUGACGAGCUGCAUGCGGUGCGCUACAUGGCGUACCUAGCCUGGGAGGCCUAG